AUGGGAUUCUUCAAGCAACUACUGACGUUCGCCCUCUUGGGCGCGUCCCUUCAGGGGCUAGCUCUCGGCGCCGACUUCCCUCAGGAGGACAUCGACUCAGGUAAAGCUCUGAAGGAAAUAAGCAAGCAGGCCUAUGACACCGCUCUAGCUCGUCUCGAUGGAACCGGAAAGUGUACGAAGGAUAAUGUGAGAGUGCGAAAGGAAUGGAGAUAUAUUCCCGAAGAGGAGCGCAAAGACUACGUUAGGGCUGUGAAUUGCCUGAUGACAUCGCCAAAUGUAUAUCCGAACAUGACAGGCCCAAGAACGAUGUUUGAUAGCUUCGGCGUCCUGCAUUAUAAGCUGACGCCAUACGUCCACAAUUCGGCAUACUUCCUCCUCUUCCACAGACUCUACGUCUGGACCUUCGAGGACAAGCUUCGGACAAUGUGCGGCUACACCGGCACAUUCCCCUACUGGGAGUGGGGCCUAGACGCCGUAACCGGCGUCGAAAACUCACCCCUCUUCGACGGAUCCGAGACAUCGCUCGGGUCGAAUGGGGAAAAGACGAACUCGUCCAACACCUUCUUCCCGGGCGGCUCGGGCGGCGGCUGCGUGACCGACGGCCCCUUCGUCAACUACACCGUCAACUUCGGGCCCAACACCGCCGCCGACCCGCUCGCCUACAACCCGCGCUGCCUCAAGCGCGACCUCAACACCCAGAUCUGCGCCCAGUGGGCCUCGCUCAAGAACACCACCGAGACCAUUCUGGAAGCGCCCGACAUCGCCCUCUUCCAAGCCAACGUCCAGGGCGACUUCCGCUGGCCUGAGGCCCGGAAGUGGGGGUUUGCUGUUCACGGCGGUGGGCACUUUUCCAUCGCCGGUGACCCCGGCGGGGACUUCUACUUCUCGCCUCUGGAGCCCGCCUUCUACCUGCACCACGGGCAAAUCGACCGCAUGUACUUCAUCUGGCAGAACCUCGACUGGGAGCAGCGACAGACCAUGGCCGGAACAAUCACCAUGAUGAACAGACCCGAGAGCCGCAACGGGACGCUAGAAGACAUCCUCGACAUCACCCCUGUUGGUGAAACGUACACGUACCGCGAACUGCUCGACACCGUGGGGGCUUCGCCUUUCUGUUUCGUGUACGAAUGAACGUGUGAUAGGAGCUUGGAGCCGACCCUUGAGAUUCGGAGGUUAGUUAGUAGUAUGGAUGGCGUCGGUGAGAAGCGGCGGUCUGAUUUAGUUAGUGAGCUGCCGUAGUGGGAUACGAAUAGUUACCUCUCCGAGUAUAUGUUUGGAUCUAAUAGAGCGCAAAUAGGCGGUGCGGCUGGGGAUCGCCUCCCUAGGUUCACAAUCGCACUUGCUAAAUAGUAGUAGGGA
This is a messenger RNA of Annulohypoxylon truncatum, 1359 nucleotides long. Its product is annotated as Di-copper centre-containing protein. The transcript is spliced from 7 exons. NCBI's taxonomy places the organism in Eukaryota, Fungi, Ascomycota, Sordariomycetes, Xylariales, Hypoxylaceae. Bases 1 to 1131 code for a protein of 376 amino acids. Gene Ontology annotation, molecular function: oxidoreductase activity. The record is from RefSeq and is a predicted model, not a curated record.